Catharus ustulatus (Swainson's thrush) is the source of this 756-nucleotide messenger RNA. RefSeq names its product sulfotransferase 2B1-like. The transcript has 5 exons. The record is from RefSeq and is a predicted model, not a curated record. Gene Ontology annotation, molecular function: sulfotransferase activity. Gene Ontology annotation, biological process: sulfation. The annotation marks the transcript as partial. Gene Ontology annotation, cellular component: cytoplasm. NCBI's taxonomy places the organism in Eukaryota, Metazoa, Chordata, Aves, Passeriformes, Turdidae.
AUUUUAGGGACAGUUUGGAUGCUGGAGAUCCUGUCCCUGAUCCGGCAGGACGGGGACCCGCGCUGGUGCCGCUCUGUCCCCAACUGGGACCGGGGCCCGUGGCUGGAGACGCUGCUGGGGCUGCGCCGCGCCCGCGCCAACGCCCGGCCCCGAAUCAUCAGCUCCCACCUGCCCGUGCACAUGUUCCCAAAAUCCUUCUUCGGCUCCAAGGCCAAGGUGAUCUACACGGUGCGGGACCCCAAGGACGUGCUGGUUUCCCUUUUCCACUUCGCUCGAAUCUUCCGGCCCUACAGAGACCCCGGGAGCCUCGGGGACUUCAUGGACAAAUUCCUGCAGGGGGACGUGCCCUUUGGCUCCUGGUUCCAGCACGUCCGGGGGUGGCUCCAGCUCCGGGGGAGGGAAAAUUUCUUCUGGAUCAGCUACGAGGAGCUGCAGCAGGACCUGCGUGGCAGUGUCCAGCGCCUCUGCUCCUUCCUGUGUCACCCGCUGUCCCCGGCCGCCCUGGACGCCGUUGUCACCAACGCCUCGUUCGCCGCCAUGAGCCACAACCCCAUGAGCAACUUCAGCCUCAGCCCGGGGUUCAUCCUGGAUCAGAACAGGGGACCCUUCCUCAGGAAAGGGAUUUCGGGGGACUGGAGGAACCACCUGAGCCCCGAGCAGAGCCGGCGCUUCGACCUCGUGUACCGGGAGCGCAUGGAGGGGCUGGGGGUCUCCUUCCCCUGGGACCCCCCGGGAACGGCCCCAGAGACCCCCCAG